Cyphellophora europaea CBS 101466 is the source of this 3453-nucleotide messenger RNA. RefSeq lists its product as uncharacterized. Bases 1 to 3453 code for a protein of 1150 amino acids. Gene Ontology annotation, biological process: mRNA splicing, via spliceosome. The record is from RefSeq and is a predicted model, not a curated record. The transcript is spliced from 3 exons. Gene Ontology annotation, molecular function: ATP binding; nucleic acid binding; RNA helicase activity. Gene Ontology annotation, cellular component: nucleus. NCBI's taxonomy places the organism in Eukaryota, Fungi, Ascomycota, Eurotiomycetes, Chaetothyriales, Cyphellophoraceae.
AUGAUCGCAACCAUCGCCGCAAAAGAUCUCGCUCAAGAAGCCCUGAUGUACGUCACAGUCUUAUCCACCAUGGCGGAAGUGAGUCUGACUAUGAACAGCGCCGGUAUCGAGACCAUGAUAGGGACCGAGAUCGGGAUCGUUACCGAAGAAGAGAUCGUUCAGCGUGAUCGAUCAAGAAGGAGAUCGCGUGACCGCGAUGGUCGUAAACGCAGUCGUAGCAGGGACCGCCAACCCAAAAGACACGAUUCUCGCGACCGCGAUCGAAGACCACGGGAAUCCUCAGCGGAAUCAAGAAAGCGCAAACGUGGCGACAGCAGAGAUAGGCCGUCAACGCGGGACUCAGCUACGGCUUCGAAAGAUACUUCGAAGCCGUCAACUCCCACUGCGUCUACAGCAGACGAGCAGAAGGCCGCAAGGCUUGCUAAACUGGAGCAAUGGAAACGUAAGCAAGCUGAAGACCAAGUUAAGAGGCAGAAAGAACUCGAAGCAGCCGGCGGGACACGAAAUAUACUUGACGAAAUCGACCGCAAGGCUGGUGUCGCUCCCACUGCCGCAUCACCUCAAUCGCCCGUAACGCCGACCGUGCCAACUGUGCCUUCACCAGCGCCUGCUCCAUACCAAGGCAAAUUCGACCCAAAGGCAAUCGCUAAAAAGGUACAGGGCCCAACCGUGACAUCAAAAGUCUUAGGUGGGGAUAUUGCUCCACCACUCAAUGGUGCUGCUGUCGCCGGCAGGAAGACCGCGUCGCCAAUCCCACCGUCAAGGGUGCUCAACGAGUCUAAAGGGAAGUCCUUGAAACCUUCCGGCAAUCUCAGUCGUUUUGGACUGGCCGCAAGACAAGCUGCUGAUGCUGAGGUGUCUAAGAAAGCUCUUGAUUUCGAAGACGACGAGGACACGAAGAAAAAGCUCGAAAAGCUACCGACUCUAUCCGAAGCCGAUACUGGACUCGUCGAUGGGCCUGACAGACACGAGUCAGACGAUGACGACGGAGACGAUGACAUCCAGGAAGCUGAAGAUGACGAGGUCGCCAUGGCUGCGGCUCGAGCUGCCGCAGAACAACGCAGUCAAGCUGAGCGGGGCGAUGACACAGCCAUGUCAGAAGCACCAGCUCCUGCCGAAGUUGAUGCAGUCGAAGAAGACGAAGAGGUCGAUCCACUGGACGCUUUCAUGCAAGAUCUGGCUCCAGUGUCGAAACCAAAAUUCAAAUCCCAAAGGGUUAAGGCGAAACAGCAGGAGCCUGAAUCCUUCUUCGGCGACGAUGACGAUAUGGGCCUAACCGCCAUCGAUGAAGAUAACCCAGACAGUAUAAUGGCUAUGGCUGCCGACAAGGUCAAGAAGAAGAAGAAAGACAUUCCAGCUGUAAAUCACGACAAGGUUCAGUACGAACCAUUCCGACGGAGUUUUUACUCGGAACCAAUCGAGAUGUCCGACAUGACCGAGGAAGAAGUUGCCUCGCUUCGAAUGGAGCUGGACAAUAUCAAGGUGCGUGGCGUGGACGUCCCGAAACCUGUCCAGAAAUGGGCACAAUGUGGUCUUGGUGUUCAGGUCUUGGAUGUGAUUAAAAACCUUGGGUACGAUGCUCCCACCAGCAUUCAAUCGCAGGCGAUACCAGCAAUCAUGUCCGGCCGAGACAUCAUAGGUGUCGCAAAGACCGGGUCGGGCAAGACCGUUGCCUUUUUGCUACCUAUGUUUCGACACAUCAAGGAUCAGCGACCUCUGGAAUCGCUUGAUGGCCCAAUCUGUCUGGUCCUGAGUCCGACUCGAGAACUGGCAACCCAAAUCCAUCGUGACUGUAAGCCAUUCAUGAAAGCUUUGGGCUUGAGAGCUGUCUGUGCUUACGGUGGAGCGCCCAUCAAAGACCAGAUCGCCGAGAUGAAGCGCGGUGCUGAGAUUGUGGUGUGCACUCCUGGGCGCAUGAUCGACCUGCUUGCGGCCAACAGCGGGCGUGUGACGAAUCUGAGGCGAGUAACCUAUGUUGUCCUCGACGAAGCAGACAGAAUGUUCGACAUGGGUUUCGAGCCACAAGUGAUGAAGAUCCUGGGAAACAUCCGACCUGACAAACAGACAGUCCUGUUCUCAGCCACCUUCCCGCGCCAGAUGGAAGCCCUUGCACGGAAAACACUGGCCAAGCCCGUAGAGAUUGUGGUUGGCGGGCGUAGCGUCGUCGCCCCUGAAAUCACCCAAAUCGUCGAAGUGUGGGCCGAAGACCAGAAGUUUGUCCGUCUGCUCGAGCUACUGGGAAAUCUUUAUGCCGAAGAACAGAACGAAGACGAUCGUGCUCUUAUUUUCGUGGACCGUCAGGAGUCCGCCGAUGGCCUACUAAAAGCUCUCAUGAAUCGCGGCUAUCCCUGUAUGUCAAUCCAUGGCGGCAAAGAUCAGAUUGACCGCGAUUCCACCAUUGCGGACUUCAAAGCCGGCGUCGUGCCGAUCCUUAUCGCCACGAGUGUUGCUGCGCGUGGCCUGGAUGUGAAGCAACUCAAGCUAGUGGUCAAUUACGACGCCCCAAACCAUUUGGAAGACUACGUGCAUCGUGCUGGGCGCACAGGGCGCGCCGGCAAUACGGGCACAGCUGUCACUUUCCUGACCGAAGAGCAAGAUCGCUACGCCGUUGACAUCUCCAAGGCGCUCAAACAAUCCGGACAAGCCGUUCCGGAGGCUGUCCAGAAGCUUGUUGAUGCCUUUACAGAUAAGGUCAAGACUGGCAAGGAGAAGGCCUCCGCUGGUGGUUUUGGUGGUAAGGGUCUUGACCGCCUGGACCAGCAGCGUGAUGCUGAAAAGGCUCGCGAGCGCAAGACAUUCAAGUCGGGCGAAGAAGGCGAGGAACAAGAGGAGAAAGAGGAAAGUACAGCGAAAGUUGGUGACGACAUCUUCGCUAAGGCGGCGUCGGGUGUCAAGGCCUCCGAGGCUGCCACCACUUCUUCCACGCCUGCAUCUUCGCAGAUUCCCGGCGUGCCCAAGGGCAUCGAUCUCGAUGGUAAGAUUAUCGUGCACAAGACUGAGCGACCAGAUCCGGGCGCCAAGCCCGCGAAUCGUAUGGACGCCGUCGCCGCUGCGGUUGCCAACAUCAACAACAAGCUCAGCAAAGCAGGAGUCAUGCGCUCCGGGGUCCCGAUCGACAACAAAGGCCCUGACGCGGGUGCCUUCCACGCCACGCUCGAGAUCAACGACUUCCCGCAGAAGGCGCGCUGGGCCGUCACCAAUCGCACGAAUGUGGCGAAGAUUUUGGAAUCUACGGGAACCAGUAUUACGACGAAGGGCAACUUCUACGCUACCGGGAAAGAGCCCGGGCCCACAGAGCAACCAAAGCUGUACAUCCUCGUUGAGGGCGAUACGGAAGUGGUGGUGCAAGAGGCCAUGCGCGAGUUGAUGCGACUAUUGAAGGAGGGAACUAUGAGUGCCGCGGAAGCAGAAGGCAGCCGUACCGCCGGUGGAGGCAGGUAUUCUGUUGUGUAA